AGAACGGUAAAGGACCGAGUGUUACCCACUCUCAUAGCGGCAGAAGAGGAGAGGAGGAAGUUCGCGGAACGCGCAAUGAUGAAGGGAUACACCAUGAAUGUUGCUAUUGGCAUACAACUUCUCGUUGGCUCUCUAACUACUGCCAUAUCAACACUUGUUACGGGACGCGAGGUGAGAGCUAAAUUCGUACUGAGGUGCAGUGCCAUAUCAACGCUUGCCGCAGCAUUUCUCACCAAAGCCCGAGGGUCGAACGAACCAGAACAAUCCCUAAUGGUCGCGAGGGACCUCGAGCAGUUUAUCCGAGAAUGCAAAGCGUUGUUAGUAGCCUGUGAGUCAAGUACGGAGGAUAUUCAUAAACGAGAGGUGCAAAGACUGAGGAACAGAUUCAAGGAAAUUUUGAGGGGUGCGGAUGUGUGA
Messenger RNA from Desarmillaria tabescens, 417 nucleotides. RefSeq lists its product as uncharacterized. The transcript is spliced from 3 exons. NCBI's taxonomy places the organism in Eukaryota, Fungi, Basidiomycota, Agaricomycetes, Agaricales, Physalacriaceae. The annotation marks the transcript as partial. The record is from RefSeq and is a predicted model, not a curated record.